AUGACAGCUAUUCCGGUGAAGAAAAAAGUACAGGUUUCAUUUGUGAUUCGGGAUGAAAAGGAACCGAUGCAUCGUUCAGGUGUGAACUGCUUGCAGUACGAUGCACAAACAGGUCGUCUGUUUUCCGGUGGCUCAGAUACUAUUAUACGAAUCUGGAAAUCACCCGAUCGUAAAGAUGACAGUUUUCGGUUAAUAAACAACGAGGGAUCUUUUUGUGGUGGUAGUAGUUAUUCAGUCGGUGGAAAAACAAGAGUUCGACGAGAUCUUCACUUACAAUCAAUGGAACAUCAUACUGAUUGGGUUAACGAUAUAGUGCUUUGCUGUGGUGUAAUUUCGGCUUCAAGUGAUACAACGGUAAAAGUCUGGAAUGCUCAAAAAGGUUUUUGUAUGUCAACGCUGCGGACGCAUCGCGAUUAUGUUCGUGCCUUAGCGUAUGCCCGGGAUGUUGAAAUGGUUGCGAGUGGCGGUUUCGAUCAGCUUAUCUAUUUAUGGGAUAUUGCUACGUUGACAAAACUAACUGCACUAAAUAAUACUGUUACAACAUCUUCGUUGACCGGUAAUAAAGAUAGCAUUUAUUCAUUAGCAACGAACCCUUCUGGAACGGUCGUCAUUUCCGGCUCAACAGAAAAGGUACUUCGUGUGUUCGAUCCUCGUGCAUGUCAAAAGUUGAUGAAGCUUCGUGGCCACACCGAUAAUGUUAAGGCAGUUGUUGUGAAUCGCGAUGGUACACAGUGCAUAUCAGCAAGUAGUGAUGGUACUAUAAAAUUGUGGAGUAUUGGACAGCAAUGCUGCAUAUCAUCAUUGAAAUGCCACUCAGAAAGUGUUUGGGCUUUGCAAGUUGACAGUAAUUUUUCGUGUGUAUAUUCCGGUGGACGGGACAAACGGAUUUUCCGCACGGCAAUUAAUGAUUUUAAAACAGCACAGCUAAUGUUUAUCGAGGAUGCACCAGUACAGCGGUUACAGCUAAUCGAUUCCGAAUCACGUUUCAUUUGGACAGCUACAUGGAAUUCGUCGAUCAAACGAUGGCCAUUGCCUAGUGAUGCUCAGAUUUCAGUUGAAAUAAAAAGUGAUCAAUAUGGAGAAACGAUUCCAUCCAUUCAUGAACCAGACCUGACUAUUCCGGGUGCUGCAAGUAUCAGGCAGCAUGUUGUUUUAAAUGACAAAAGACAUAUCGUCACAAAAGAUACCGAUGAUAAUGUGGCAAUGUGGGAUGUUUUAAAAGGAAGAAAGGUAUGUGAUCAUGGAAAAAGACCGAUGGAAGAAGUGAUCAAGGAUCACUUCAAAAAAGUAUUUGUACCUUCAUGGUUCACAGUUGAUCUGAAGAGCGGCAUGCUACAAAUUACACUGGAUGAAUCUGACUUCUUUUCUGCCUGGGUUUCGGCAAAAGACGCCGGAUUUCCAAAUAUUCAAAAUGAUACUAAAAUUAACUAUGGUGGUAUGUUGCUCAGGGCUCUAUUUGAACACUGGUCACGUUCUUUUUCUGAUGUUGAUGAGGAAUCUCCAACUCAUCGAUUUAAUUCCGUACCUGGUCAUACCCCACUCAUUUUAUGUGAAUCAACUGGCCGACCAAUAUUUCGGCUGAUGAUACGGGAUGCUGCACAUGAGACUGAAUCACAAAUGCUUUCGGACUUUGUCCCACCUUGGGUAUUAGAUGUUGUUGAGCGAAAUCAACUUCCAAAAUUUAAUAAAAUGCCGUUCUUCCUGCUUCCACAUCUAUCGCUUGGAAUCAAGACACCAAAGAAAGAUCGAUUAAGUGCAACAGAAAUGCUUCAAGUGAGGAAAGUGAUGGAACAUGUUUAUGAAAAAAUAUUAAAUGUUAACGAUGCAAGUUACUCAGAGAAUGGUAUCCCGUCUGCUGCUCAAAUGUUGUCACCUUCCCUACAAACAAAUAUUGAAGAAAGGGUUGAACUUUAUUGCCAAGAUCAGAAAUUGGAUCCAGAAAUGGACCUUCGAACUGUCAAGCAUUUCAUCUGGAAACAGGGUGGUGAUCUCAUGUUGUAUUAUAAACCUAUACGUUAA
Molecule: messenger RNA, 2019 nt
Organism: Brugia pahangi
Lineage: Eukaryota; Metazoa; Nematoda; Chromadorea; Rhabditida; Onchocercidae
Source: the annotation of a GenBank genome assembly